Drosophila novamexicana is the source of this 724-nucleotide messenger RNA. RefSeq lists its product as uncharacterized. The transcript is spliced from 4 exons. The coding region runs from base 407 to 616 and encodes 69 amino acids. Lineage: Eukaryota; Metazoa; Arthropoda; Insecta; Diptera; Drosophilidae. The record is from RefSeq and is a predicted model, not a curated record.
UUCAGCAUUUGUCAAUAAAAACAAAUUCAAAAAAGUGGCUGAGUAUAAAAUUUCGCGCCAAAAAUAAACAUUUUCGCAUACUGCCAAACAACAUUAAGCAGUUAACUAACUUAAAAACACUGCAGUUAUUUAUCUUUGCUUGUGAUUAGAUAACACGCAUAUAAAACCAACAGCAGCACAUACAUACACACACAUACAUAAGUAACUAAGUGUGCCAGCUGUUUUCUGUACUCUCUUACUCUCAUUUACACACACGCACACACACAGACACGAGCCUACAAACAGCAGCUCGCUCUCACGCGGCGCGUCUCGUUUCGUACGUUUUGACAUUUUCUUCAACGCAGUUGUUGUUUUGGUUCUCACACUGGCGCGUGCGGGUGAAAAGAGUGAUUUUAAUUACUGGACAAUGCUUAAGUUUUUGCUAACUUUUGGGGCCGGAGUUUACACGGGUCUCUACGUGUCGCAGAACUAUGAAGUGCCUCGUGUGGAUGAUCCCCCCAAACUGGUUGAAAAAAUGAAUAAAAAAAUCCGGGAGCUAAUCGACGGAAAAAAAACGCCCGUCGAACAAAUUGUGCAUGAUAUCAAAAAGGAGGCGAAAAAAGUUUUGGACGACUGAAGAACGUAUUUACUUGCAGCUCGAGACGACAUACAAUAUAUUUAGUUAUUCUGUGUUUAAACAAAUUUAUCUAUGAUCCAAUAAAGGAAAGUUUAAAGUUACAAUCUA